AUGCCAUUCAAAAGACCAAAGAAGCGGCCCUCACUCACCGCCUUCUUCGCGCCCGGAGGAGGCGGCGCGAUCCCCAAGCCGUCGCUUGCCACGCUCGGCAAGCGCCCCUCCUCGUCUUCUUCCGCAUCCGCGCCCUCGCCGUCGCCAAAACUGGGGUCGGCACGACGCGUCUCUUCCCCACAGCAGGCCUUCGACCGCAGCGCCCAUAUAACAGCAGCAUCGUCGUCGUUAUCGUCAUCUCGGGUCGAACCCGCACCACGCUCAGCUCCCGCGUUCGCGAAGAAUAGCGUCUCGGCGCCCUCGCCCCCGCUCGCGGACCUGCUCGACGACGACCCGUUCGCGAAACUCGACUCGCCUCUCCCUCCGGGUUUCGCGCCGGGCUCGGCAGCUUCGAGCUCAGGUUUGAGUUUGGACGACCGUGACGCGGGGUUGGAUCACGAUCACGAUCUUGACGGCGCGUCGCGCAAACAGCACGUGGUUCUCACGUCGUGCCCUACAAGCGCCCGCGCGACCGUCAGUGUCACACCGCCCUCGCGUAUCGCAGCGUCGACCCCAUCUUUAUCUACGACACCCUCCUCCUCCUCCUCAUUAUCGUCAUCAUCGCCUUCCUCUUCACCCCUAUCCUCGUCGUCUACGGCGACUUCACCACUAGCUGCAUCCUCGACAGCGUCGACCUCUACAUCACACUCAAGCCCAGCACUAUCACCAGUCCAACCCAACCGACCGAUCCGCCCGCGCCUACACCGCCGCCCGCGCACCUCGAACGGCCUCGGAGUCGCAGACCUCCCGCACACGCAGACGCUCCCCGCUUCGGCCAGACCGGCAGUCCAGAAACGGCCGUCGUUACCCUCGCUCAAGACGCUCGCCGAGAUGCAGCUCACCGUCGUCCCACGGAUGCCCAAAGGACAUGUCGGCGCGAAACUGCCCUUGGAACCCUGGGCCAGGAACGUACACAGAGGCGAUGAAGUACGGAUCAGGAGCCCGACGGAUUCGACGUUCGACGGCGUAUAUGCGUAUUCCGGCUUCGACUCGGCACAGCUGCACGCGCACUUGGAUAAAGACCAGGACAAGGAUCAACGGCCGCCGCCGCCAGAGCGUGAUCUUGCAAUGGGACCGUACCGCGCGUGGGACAUGAACUCGGCCACGUCGUCGUUCGCGAGCUCGGUGUCCGUGUCGGAUUACGAGAUCGAAUCGAUCGUAGAGGAGGAGGAAGAGGAGGGCGGGGAGACGGAGCACGACAACGAUGACGAUAACGAGGGCGCGUACGACGGGAUGUCAGAUCGCGAUGAGCCGGCCUCAGCGCCCUCUUCCACACCGGCGCCCGACGCUCCACUCGCACCUUCGCUCCCGCGCCCGUUCCCACCCAAGCGGACCCGGCUUCCCAUACCCAGCCUCCAUCGCAUACCGUUCGGUCUUCUGCAAUCGAUACCCAACAUGACGAACUCGCCCACGGUCUUCAUACCCCGGCCCACGAGGCCGAUGCUAAUGUAA
Molecule: messenger RNA, 1491 nt
Organism: Punctularia strigosozonata HHB-11173 SS5
Lineage: Eukaryota; Fungi; Basidiomycota; Agaricomycetes; Corticiales; Punctulariaceae
Exons: 3
Coding region: 1-1491 (496 amino acids)
Source: RefSeq, a predicted model, not a curated record